AUGGAAAUUGAAAUCGGUCAGGUUUUAUCCGGACUAGCAGCUUGGGCUUUUGCCUUUGUGGAGCCCAUUUUCAACGAAACCGUCCGCUAUCUCCGACUUCCAAAAAACAUCUGCGAUCGAGCCGUACGACCAGGGCGCCUACAAGCAGUUGUCGUUAUAGUGAAAUCUGGAAUCUACAAUUUUCACAAUCGUCAACAUCUGCGAGAGGCCUACCGUGGUCAAGUUAACAACAAGAACUCAGAAAUUAACAUGGUAUUUUCAGUGGGACUUCCCAGGAAAGCUGGCGGUCGAGUGUUCAGUCGUGAUGGUUUUGUGGUUAAUCUUCCUGAGAGGGCGGGCAAUGCGUUAGACUACUACCAAACGAGACCCCUUGAAGUCCUGACACGUUUGAAGCAAGAGGCCGAACUCAACCAUGACCUCGUGAUAGGUGACUAUGAGGACACCUACUACAAUCUGACUCUAAAAAUGCUACACAGUUUCCAGUGGGCCUCGCGCUUAUGCACGCCCCUGAAACCCACUUUUGUCUUUAUGGAUGACGACUUUGCUUUCAAAGUGGACAAGCUUAGACAGAUAAUCACUCACCGGAGUGAAUCAACCCGAGGACGAAUGGCGAUCGGUGUUCUGCGGCGAGUCUCGGAUACCAUCCGCCAUGGCAAGGCCACAGUGUAUGAGAAGUGGUCCGUAUCUAAACGCGAGGUCCCCUGGCCGCAUCAUGCACCACACACUAGUGGAGCCUUUUAUAUACUCGGCUAUGAGAUUGUCGAAGAGCUGGCUGCAGGAAUGUACUUCACAGCGCCUCUCUCCUUGGAUGACGUCUGGUUGGGCACGAUUGCUACUAAGCUGGGCAUCUCCUAUGAGGAGGAGCCAGGCAUGUAUCAGUCCUUCAACCCUCAGUUACAUCAUCGCCAGAAAGCACUCUUUUUACCGUUUGAGGUCUUGUUCAGGAAUCCAUUGCGUUGGGUUUGGUGGAUUUUUGAGCCAGUUUCCAAAGAUACAGAAGUCUAG
This is a messenger RNA of Dibothriocephalus latus, 1005 nucleotides long. Lineage: Eukaryota; Metazoa; Platyhelminthes; Cestoda; Diphyllobothriidea; Diphyllobothriidae. The record is from the annotation of a GenBank genome assembly.